Molecule: messenger RNA, 2875 nt
Organism: Polistes canadensis
Lineage: Eukaryota; Metazoa; Arthropoda; Insecta; Hymenoptera; Vespidae
Gene: Doa
Product: serine/threonine-protein kinase Doa
Exons: 9
Coding region: 433-2787 (784 amino acids)
Biological process (GO): protein phosphorylation
Cellular component (GO): nucleus
Molecular function (GO): protein kinase activity; ATP binding
Source: RefSeq, a predicted model, not a curated record
AGAGAGGAUAAAUCAAGAGAUCGUGAUUAACAUUUUUCUCUUUUCAUUUGGUUGCUGUUGAGAAAAUCUUCUAUUUCGAUUUCUCUCGCGUUGCAUUUGUGAACAAUAUCGAAUUUCAAAAGUCAGGAUCAAUUUAGCAAAGUGCAACUUUUUCGGGGUGUAGUCUCGAGUGCGUUAAGUUUUAUUGAAAGAAUUGAAAAUCGUUUCUAUCCAGUCUCGAUAACAUCGUUUAUCAUAGAUUUUUUGGUGUUCUUUUUUCAAUUCGAGUCGAGAAUGAAAAAUAUAUUUUGCUGAGGGGAGUAUAAAACAAGUCGACCGUACCUCGGACGGUCGACUAAUAAUCGACGAAAGAAUUUUGAAAAAGAUUAUCUAGCAUUAUCAUCACAUCGUCGUGUCGAUCGCAGAAAGCAACAGUAAAACAGCAGCAGCAAGAUGUUCAUAUUCGCCCAACGCGACGGUAUGUCGACGAAUAGUAACAGCAGACAAGGAUCUACGUCACGACGUAAUCGUUACGCUCGUUCAUCGACAACGACCAGCGUAACACAGCUUUUAACAGAUUCCUGCAGUAAUUUGCUGCAACGAUUGACCACCAGGGUACGUGGCACUUCAACAGCCAACGACCGAUCGAUCGGAACAAGACGAUCACCUCUCAAUGCCAGCAAUUAUCUUAGCAAUGCAAGAACUAGAUUAGAAGACAAGUAUUCUUCAAUAUUAGACAAGUAUACCAAUAGGAAAACUAUCGAUGAUAAGGAAAAGAGUAUUGACUAUGGUAGUAAUAUCAAUAUUGCUGCUGCUGCUGCUGGUUAUUUUCGAAGGAAGGAUGAACGGGAACAUAGUUUUCAUCGAAGAGAUUCUUACGGCAGGGAUGAAAAAACAUUGGAACCAUCGUUGCCACGAUCGGUCAUCAAAAGUACUACCAAUGUACUUCUAAGUGAGAAAGCUUAUCCAUACGUCAGUUCUAGAACUAAUAAAGAAUUGAAACGUGAGAAAACACCUGGUUAUCGUAGGACAUCGGAUAGACAAACUUUAUUAGGUUCGGAAGCUUACCGACAUUACGGUAGACACAAAUCCGGUCACGCUGAGACACGCAGUAGAAAGGUCAGACCACAUCGGAAUGGUAAAAGCGAACAACUCGAUUGCAAGUCGACCUCUUCUCUUAGAUCUUUAGCUCGGCCAAGCAGAGUCGAACCUUUGAGCUUAGUUGCUGGCAAGGAAGUUCUUAACGAUCCAGAGAAAACACCAACCGAUGAUGGUGGUGUUGUUGCUGCUGCUUCUAAUAGUGCUGCUGGUGAUUGUAUUACUAUUGUAAAUGAUGUUAUAUCAAAGAACGAGCUAAAGAAAACCGAAGUUAACGAACAAGAAGAAGAAGUUGAUCCUGCUAUUUCCGAAAGAGCAGCCAAACGCAAAGAGAUUCAAAGUUUGAUUAUGAAAUAUGCGGCUAUGGAUGAGGCUUUCAGCGAAAUUGCUACUACCGGUGGUGGUAGUGUUGGUGGUGGUGGUGGUGGUCAAGGAAAAAAUGCUAAACCAAGUACUACCGAUAUCAUCGCUAGCAAGUAUAAGAAGAAUACUCAUGGUAGUAAUAACAAAAAGGAUAUCACAAAGAAUUCAUACGCGUCAAAUAUUUCUUCUUCCUCUACUGUCAUUAACGAGUUGGAUUCGAAUCACGCGAUCAGCCCACGACCGCCCUCCGUUGAGGACGACGAAGACGGCCACCUUGUUUACCAAUCCGGCGACAUCCUGGCAAAUAGAUAUAAAGUACUGGCCACCCUAGGAGAGGGUACUUUUGGAAAAGUUGUCAAGGUUAAGGACUUGCAAAUGGAUCACGUAAUGGCUCUCAAGAUUAUCAAGAACGUUGAGAAGUACCGUGAAGCUGCGAAGCUCGAGAUCAACGCAUUGGAGAAGAUUGCCGCUAAGGAUCCCGAGGGACAUCAUUUGUGUGUCAAAAUGUUAGACUGGUUCAAUUACCAUGGACACAUGUGUAUCGCCUUCGAGAUGCUUGGCUUGAGCGUUUUCGAUUUUUUGAGAGACAACAAUUAUCAACCCUAUCCAUUGGAACAUGUUAGGCAUAUGGGUUAUCAGCUUUGCUAUGCAGUCAAGUUUUUACACGACAACAAACUUACGCACACCGAUCUUAAACCCGAAAAUAUCCUAUUCGUAGAUUCCGAUUACGAUAGCACGUACAAUAAUAAAAAGCGAAAAGAUGUAAGGCGCGUUAAAAGGACCGACAUCAGACUAAUCGAUUUUGGCAGUGCUACGUUUGACCAUGAACACCAUAGCACAAUUGUUAGUACAAGACAUUAUAGAGCACCUGAAGUCAUUUUAGAAUUAGGAUGGGCUCAACCUUGUGAUGUAUGGUCUAUUGGUUGCAUUCUAUUUGAAUUGUACUUGGGUAUAACUUUAUUCCAAACUCACGAUAAUCGUGAACAUUUAGCUAUGAUGGAACGUAUACUAGGUACAAUUCCACAUCGUAUGGCCCGAAAAACAAAGACGAAGUAUUUCUAUUACGGUAAAUUAGAUUGGGAUGAUAAAAGUUCGGCUGGCAGAUAUGUUCGCGAUAAUUGUAAACCUUUAUACCGUUAUUUGUUGUCGGACGACGAGGAACAUCGACAAUUGUUCGAUCUUAUUAAAAGGAUGUUGGAGUAUGAACCAUCGAUAAGGAUAGCAUUAAAGGAUGCUUUGCAACAUCCAUUUUUCGAUGCGCUUCCGGCGCAUCAAAGAUUAACGGAUCAACGUGCAGCCGGUGAUUCACAACAAAGUCAUGAACGAUCGCAUUCGCUCUCUCGAUGAAGCUAGGAAAGGGACCGACUUCCGUACUGGACAGACACUAUUAAUAAUAUUAAGAAAAUGAAUAAUAAUAAUAAUAAUAAUAAUAAUA